AUGGUCGAUACAGCAUCCUACCAUCAACAACAAACUUAUUUGGACAUGUCGGCAGCAACCGCUAAUGGUAUCCUUCAUACUCAUACUAAUGGUCAUGGUUCUCAACCAGAUCAAAUUCCAUUUAAUCUCGAUCAACUACCAGCUGGUUUUGAUUUAGAUGGUCAAGAUGAAUGUAAUUCAUCGGCACGUAUGUUCGAACGAACACGUAUUCAAGUUCUAGCUGAUGAACGUGGUCAUGUGCAAAAGAAAACAUUUACAAAAUGGGUUAAUUCACAUUUAACUCGUGUUGGUUGUCGAAUUAAUGAUUUAUAUACUGAUUUAGGCGAUGGACGAAAUUUAAUUCGUCUUUUAGAAAUUUUAAGUGGAGAACGUUUACCUAAAGCAACACGAGGAAAAAUGCGAAUACAUUGUUUAGAAAAUGUUGAUAAAGCUAUUAUGUUUUUACAAGAACAACAUGUUCAUUUAGAAAAUAUUGGUGCACAUGAUAUUGUCGAUGGUAACUCAUCGUUAAUUCUUGGUCUUAUAUGGACAAUAAUCCUUCGUUUUCAAAUACAAGAUAUAACUAUAGAAGAAUAUGAAUCAACUGAAACAAAAUCAGCUAAAGAUGCAUUAUUACUUUGGUGUCAAAUGAAAACAGCUGAUUAUCCUAGUGUAAAUGUACGAAAUUUUACAUCAUCUUGGAAAGAUGGUUUAGCAUUUUGUGCAUUAAUACAUAAACAUCGUCCUGAUCUUAUACCACAAUAUAAAACUUUAACCAAAGAUAAUCCAAAUCAUAAUUUACAAUUAGCAUUUGAUAUAUGUGAAAAACGUUUAGGAAUAAGUAAAUUACUUGAUCCUGAAGAUGUUAAUGUUGAAUAUGUUGAUGAAAAAUCUGUUAUAACAUAUAUUGUUACAUUAUAUCAUUAUUUUUCCAAAAUGAAAAAUGAUAGUGUACAAGGUAGACGUUUAGCUAAAGUUGUUGGUUCAGCACUUGAUGCAGAAAAAAUGGCACAUGAAUAUGAACGUUUAGUAUCGGAUUUAUUAGCAUGGAUUGAACAAACAAUACGUACAUUAAAUGAUCGACAAUUUCCUAAUUCACUUGGACGUGUACAAGAAAGACUUGUUGAUUUUAAUCGUUAUCGUGUUAUGGAUAAACCAUCGAGAUUUGCUGAAAAAGGAAAUUUAGAAGUUUUAUUAUUUACAUUACAAAGUAAAGAACGUGCUAAUCAACAAAUACCAUAUCAACCACGUGAAGGAAAAAUGAUAUCGGAUAUAAAUCGUGCUUGGGAAAAUCUUGAACGUGCUGAACAUGAAAGAGAAUUAGCAUUAAGAGAAGAAAUUUUACGACAAGAACGUUUAGAACAAUUAGCAACAAAAUUUAAUCGAAAAGCUGGUUUAAGAGAAAAAUGGUUAACAGAUAGUGAAAAAUUAGUAGCAAGCGAUCAAUUUGGUACAGAUUUAGCAUCAGUUGAAGCGGCAUUUAAAAAACAAGAAGCUAUUCAAACAGAUAUAGCUGCAUUUGAAGAACGUCUACAAAAUAUAAUGGCAAUUGCAAAUGAACUUCGAACAGAAGAUUAUCAUGAUUACGGAACAAUUGAAGCACGAAAAAAAAAUGUUGAAAUGCAUUGGGAAUAUUUAGUUGGUUUAGUUACUAAACGACGACAAUGUCUCGAACUUGCAUAUAAUUUACAACGUGUUUUUCAGGAAAUGCAAUAUAUUUAUGAAUGGAUAACUGAUUUAAAAUGGAGAUUAAAAUCUGAUGAUAUUGAAAGAUAUAUUAUGUCGGCUGAUGAUCUUCUUCAACGACAUUCAUUAAUUGAAGCUGAUGUAUUUGUUAUUGAUGAACGUUUACAACGAGCUAUAGCUGAUGCCGAUGAAUAUCUUAGUCCUGAUGCUCAUAUUGAAGGAUAUCGUCCAGCAACAUCCGAAGAAAUUGAAAUACGUAUACAUAAUUUACAAAAAGCAUAUGAAGAAUUAAUUGAAUUAGCACGUAAACGUCGUGAUAUACUUGAACAAGCUAAAAUCUUAGCGAAAUUUUAUUCGGAUGUUGGUGAUGUUGAAUUAUGGAUUGAUGAAAAACAACAAACAAUGACAUCACCUGACAUGGGUCAUGAUGUUAAUUCAACUGAUAGUUUAGUUGGUAAACAUAAAUUAGUUGAAGCUGAUAUGACUUCAAGAUAUGGUCAACUCGAUAAUUUAACAGGUCAAAGUGAAAAUAUGAUAAAGCAAGGACAUUUUGCUGCACCAAGAAUUAAUGAUCGUUUGGAUAUGCUUAAAUCAAAAUGGAAUAAUUUACUUCAAAUAUCAUCAAAUCGUGCUGAUAAUUUAAAACAAACACAUGAUUAUUAUCAAUUCUUUGCUGAUGCUGAUGAUACUGAUACAUGGAUGCUUGAUAUGUUAAAACUUGUAUCAAGUGAAGAUAUUGGUCGUGAUGAAUUAUCCGCUCAAACAUUAUUUAAAAAACAUAAAGAUACACAAGAUAUAUUAGAUAAUUAUCGUCAAGCAAUUGAUAAUUUAAAAACAAAUAAUCUUCAAACAUUAACACCAGAAAAACAAGCAUCAUCCGAAGUUCAACAACGUCUUCAAUCAAUUGAACGUCGUUACACAGAAUUACUUGAAUUAUCAAAAUUACGUAAACAAAAAUUACAUGAUGCUAUAUCAUUAUUUCGUUUAUUAGCUGAUGCUGAUAAUGUUGAAGCAUGGAUUGAAGAGAAAGAACGAUUUUUAGCAACAUUAGAUCCAACACAAGUUAAUGAUAUUGAAGAAUUAGAAGUAAUUAAACAUCGUUUUGAUGGUUUUGAACGUGAUAUGAAUUCAACAGCAUCGAAAGUUGCUAUUGUUGGUCAUCAAGCACGUACAUUAGUACAAAAUGAUCAUCCAAAUUCACAAGAAAUUUUAGAUCGUAUUAAUAAAUUAAAUCAUAAUUGGGCACAAUUAAGACGUUUAGUUGAUAAAAAACGUGAAGAUUUAAGUUCAACAUUUGGUGUACAAACAUUUCAUAUUGAAUGUAAUGAAACAAUAUCAUGGAUACAAGAUAAGAUUCGUAUUGUACAAUCAACUGAAGAUCUAGGUCGUGAUCUUGGUGGUGUAAUGACAAUGCAACGUCGUUUAAGUGGUUUAGAACGUGAUAUGGCUGCAAUACAAUCUAAACUUGAUCAACUUGAAUCCGAAGCAUCAAAACUUGAAAAAGAUCAUCCAGAAGACGCACAAGAUAUUCGUAAUAAAGUUGGCCAAAUAAAUUCAGUUUGGUAUGAAUUAAAAGAAAUUUUACGUCGUCGAGAAGAAUCAAUGGGUGAAGCAGCUGAAUUACAAAAAUUUCUUCGUGAUCUUGAUCAUUUUUCAGCAUGGUUAACACGUACACAAACAUCAGUUGCAAGUGAAGAUAUACCAAAUUCAUUAAAUGAAGCUGAACAAUUAUUAAAUCAACAUCAAACAAUAAAAGAAGAAAUUGAUCGUUAUGGUCCGGAUUAUGCUCAAAUGAAAGAUUAUGGUCAUCGUGUUAUACGUGAUGCUGAUACAACCGAUCCUCAAUAUAUAUUUUUACGUGAACGUUUAAAUGCACUUGAUGAUGGUUGGAAUGAACUUGAUCAAAUGUGGCAUCAGAAAAAAAAUAUGUUAACAGAAGCAAUGCAAUAUCAAAUGUUUGCAAGAGAUUCAAAUCAAGCUGAAAUCUUAUUAAAUCAUCAAGAAGCUUAUUUAGCUCGAGAACGUGAACAAAAACCUAAAUCAUUUGAUGAUGUUGAAGUAUUAAUUAAAAAACAUGAAGAUUUUAUUACAACCAUGACUGCAAAUGAAGAUAAAAUACAAGGUGUCUGUUCAUUUGCUCAACGUUUAUGUCAAGAAAAUCAUUAUUUAGGUGAUCGUAUUUUAUCACGUGCUUCAAUUAUUAAUGAUCGUUAUUCAUCGAAUCGUCAAUCAGCUCUUGAAAUGCAUGAAAAACUUCAAGAUUCACUUAAAUAUUUUCAAUUUGUUCAAGAUUGUGAUGAUUUGAAAGAAUGGCUUGAUAUGAAAUCAUUACAAGCACAAGAUGAUACAUAUCGUGAUACAGCAAAUAUUCAUACAAAAUAUCUUCGUCAUCAAGCAUUUCAAGCUGAAAUUCUAUCAAAUAAAGAACGUUUACUUGCAUUAAAAGAACAUGCUGAACAAUUAAAAUCUGAACAUCCACAAAUAAUUAAUUCAUCGAUUAUUGAUCAACGUAUUCAUGAAUUAGAUGAUUCAUGGGUUAAAUUAGAAGAUAUAACACGUGAUAAAGGUGAACGUUUAUUUGAUGCUAAUCGUUCGAAAUUAUUUCAACAAUCAAUUACGAAUCUUGAUGAAUUUAUGUUUAAUAUUGAAAAACAUUUAUAUGCUGGUGAAUCAACUACAACCGCACCACCAUCAUCAUCUGAUCAAAUUGAUAGUCAAGUUCUUUCAACGGGAUUAGUAGCAGCAGCACCAUCAACAACAACAGCAACACUUGAACCAGUAGAAAAUAAUUUAACAGCAACAAAUCUUUUAUUACUUAAACAAACAACAAUUGAAGAAGAAUUAUUAAAACGUCAACAACAAGUUGAUGAAUUACGUGUUCAAGCUGAAAAAUUAAAACAAUUAGAACCAGAAAAAUCCGAAGAAAUUGAUACAAAACGUUUACAAGUUGAAGAAAAAUUUUCUAAACUUCUUCAACCAUUAGAACAAAAAAAAUUACGUUUAGAACAACAAAAACAUCUUCAUCAAUAUUUACGUGAUAUUGAAGAUGAACAAAUAUGGUUAAGUGAAAAACGUCAUUUAUUACAAUCCUAUUCGGAUUUAAUCUUUAAUAAUAAACAACAAACAUUAAUGAAUGUACAACUAUUAAAACGUAAAAAUGAAUCAUUAUUAAAAGAAAUUGAAAACCAUGAACAACGUCUUCUUGAACAUUUAAAUAAUGAAUGUACACGUAUAAGUCAAGAUUAUCCAGCACGUGCCGAUGAAUUUCAAGAACGUUUAGAAAAUUUAUCGGAUAAUUAUAUUCAAUUAAAAGAAACAAUUAAACAACGACGUGAACAUUUAGAAUUAUUAGAAAAUCUUUAUCAAUAUUAUUAUGAUUUAAGUGAAGCUGAAGCAUGGCUUGGUGAACAAGAAUUAUAUAUGAUGAGUGAAGAACGUGGUAAAGAUGAAUUAGCAACACAAACAUUUAUACGUAAACAACAAACAAUGGAUCAAACAAUUGAAAAUUAUACGGAUAUAUUACGUGAAUUAGAUAAUAAAGCAAAACAUUUAAUACAAGAUUUAAAUCAUUCAAGUUUAACAAAAGAUUUUGUUCAUGAUCAUCAAGAUUUAAUUAAUAAACGACAAACACAAUUAGAUAAAUUAUAUGCUAGUUUGAAAGAUUUAUCUGUUGAAAGACGACAACGUUUAGAAGAAACAUUAAAAUUGUAUCGUCUUAAUCGAGAAAUCGAUGAUCUUGAACAAUGGAUAUCGGAUAGAGAAUUAAUUGCUGGUUCACAUGAACUUGGACAAGAUUUUGAACAUGUUAAUAUGUUACUUGAUCGUUUUGCUCAAUUUGCACAAGAAACAGAACAAAUUGGUAAUGAACGUUUACAACAUGCUAAUGAUAUGAUUGAUUUAUUAAUAUCAAAUGGUCAUAUUGAUUCAGCUGAAAUUGCCGAAUUAAAAGAUACAUUAAAUGAAUCCUAUCAAGAUCUAUUAGAAAUGAUUGAAACACGUUUACAAUCAUUAAAAGCAUCAUGGGAAUUACAGAAAUUUUUACAUGAUUGUAAAGAAAUACUUUCAGCUAUGCAAGAACGUAAAAAUACAAUACCAGAUGAAAUUGGUCGUGAUCAACAAAGUGUCCAACAAUUAUUACGUAAACAUCAACAAUUUGAAACAGAAUUAGUUCUAUUAGCACAAGAUAUACAACGUAUACAACAGGAAGCUAAACGUUUAAAUGGACGUUAUGCUGGUGAGAAAGAAACUGAAAUCAAACAAAAAGAAAUUGAUGUAUUAACACAAUGGAAAUUAUUACAACAAUUUGUUGAUCAACGAAAACGUUUAUUAAAUGAUUAUGAAGAUUUACAUCGAUUCUUUAAUUUAACACGAGAUUUAAAUAUGUGGAUGGAUGGAAUGAUUAGACAAAUGAAUAAUAGUGCUAAACCACAUGAUGUUAGUGGUGUUGAUUUAUUAAUGAAUAAUCAUCAGAGUUUAAAAGCAGAAAUUGAUGCUCGACAAGAAAAUUUUACAAUGUGUAUUAAUUUAGGUAAAGAUUUAAUUAAUCGUCGUCAUGUACGUUCAUCUGAUGUCAAAGAUAAAUGUGUUGAAUUAUCUAUGUUACGUGAUCGUCUUGACGAUACAUGGCAUGAACGUUGGGAAUAUUUACAACUUAUUCUUGAAGUUUAUCAAUUUGCACGUGAUGCAGCUAUUGCUGAAACAUGGUUAGUUGCUCAAGAAUCUUAUUUAAAUAAUGAAGAACUUGGAGAAACAUUAGAUCAAGUUGAAAAUUUAAUAAAACGUCAUGAACAAUUUGAAAAAUCUUUAAUGGCACAAGAAGAUCGUUUUAAUGCAUUACGUAAUUUAACAACAUUAGAAAAGAAACGACAACAACCACCUAUUGAACCACGUCAAAGUCGUUUACCAAUUUAUUUAGAAGAAUUUAAAACAUGGGAAGAACGUGAUACUGAACGACCAAUAGGUGAUAAAUCAAAAAUGAAAUCAACAAUAAUAGAAGAAAAAACUAUGACGGAUGGUCAUGAUCGUUUAUCAGGUAAACAACGUCCUAGUCAAGAAUAUGAUACAACAACUGGUAAACAACGACGAUCAGAAUCAAGUACACGUUUACCAAUAAUUAAAGAAGGUUUCUUAACACGAAAACAUGAAUGGGAAGGAUAUGAACGUAAAGCAACACAUCGUACAUGGGAAAAAUAUUAUUGUGUAUUAACAAGCAGUCGUUUGUCAUUCUAUAAAGAUGCUAAGCAUUUAAAAACUGGUCGUCAAGUUAGUGAUGAUCUUAUUUUAGAUGUAUCAGCUAAUGUUGCACCAGCAGUUGAUUAUCAUAAAAGACAUAAUGUAUUUCGUUUAAAACUUCAAGGUGGUAAUGAAUAUUUAUUUCAAGCACGAGAUAAUAUUGAAAUGAAUGAAUGGAUCAUGACAAUUAAUAAUUCGAUUAAUUCAUCAUCAAUAACAAGUAGUGCAACAACAUCACCAACAACACAAAUUCCAUCAAUUGCUUUAACUUCACCACCAACAGCAAGUUCAUCAUCGCGACAGGUAACAACACCUGCUAUGAUAUCAAGUACAUCAGGUGUUGAAAUGUCUCAAUCAUCUUCGGAUCAAGAACCAAAAUCACGAACAUUACCAGUACGUUCAAGUUCAUCAGUUGAACCUGGUUCAUCACAACAACCACCAGCUGUGAAAAAGAAAUCAAAUCGAUUAUUUUCAUCAAAACGAAAAUGA
This is a messenger RNA of Adineta steineri, 7386 nucleotides long. Lineage: Eukaryota; Metazoa; Rotifera; Eurotatoria; Adinetida; Adinetidae. The record is from the annotation of a GenBank genome assembly.